CCUUGACUUGUAGCCAGGCACCGUCCCUUACUCCUCCUCCUCUCCCUCUUCUUCGUGAAGCUUCCGACCCCUUGCCCUCUCCAAGACUUCCUCCUCACCCACACCCACCUCUACAGCAAUGCCCUUUGGUGGUGAUCUUGACGCCUACCAGGCCUCCGGGGCCUCGCCCCUGGCCAUGCUCGAGAAGAAGCAAAGGAGCUUCCUCGGCCUCUCGUGGGGAGAGGUGAAGCUGCUGCUCAUCACUGGAGCCGGUUUCUUCAUGGAUGCCUACGACUUGUUCAUCAUCAACAUCAUCUACGCCAUCAUCCUUGAUGCCUACUACCCCGCUGGAACCGCAAACAUCGGAUGGGGACUCAAGGGAGGUGUGCUCAAGGCCUCGGCCAACAUCGGAAACGUCAUUGGUCAACUCAUGUUUGGUUUCCUCGGAGAUUACCUCGGUCGAUCCGCCGUCUACGGCAAGGAGCUGGUCAUUGUCAUUGUCGCCGUCAUCCUCAUGAUCUCUGCUCCCGACUACCUCGGCGGUGAGGGCAUCACUGGCUGGAUCGCUGGCUUCCGUGUCCUGAUGGGUAUUGGAAUCGGUGGUGACUACCCCAUGUCCGCCGCCGUCGUCUCGGACCGUGCCCACCUCAAGAAGCGUGGUACCUUUAUCGCCUGGAUCUUCUCCAACCAGGGAUGGGGAACCCUCGUCGGUGCCGUCCUUGCCGUCAUUGUCAUUGCCGGUUACAAGGACGAUGUCGAGGCUGGUGACCGCCACAAGCUUUCCGGCGCCUGGAGGAUCCUGCAGGGUCUCGCCCUGGUCCCCGCAUUCGCCUGCCUCUACUUCCGUCUGACCCUGGUUGAGUCGACGCGUUUCACCCAGGCUCGUGCCAUCCAGGAUGACCCUGAGCUCCUGCAAAAGGCAUCUGCCAAGGGUGUCGUCGUCGGUGAAAUCUCCUCCGAGGAGGAGCUCGCCCUCGAGAAGGCUGGCGGUGACGUCGCCCCCAUUGCUCUGCAGAAUGAAGCCGUCGGCCUCAAGCUCACCGGCAAGGUCGGCAAGAAGCCCAAGAACGAGUUCAUCGAGUACUUCUCCGAGUGGCGCCACCUCAAGACCCUCAUCGGAUGCUCCCUCUGCUGGUUCCUCGUCGACAUCACCUUCUACGGUAUCAACCUCAACCAGUCUUCCAUCCUUGCCGCCAUUGGUUUCACAAAGGGAAACACCUGGUCCAAGCUCAUGAAGACUGCCACUGGUAACCUGAUCAUCACCUGCGCUGGUUACUUCCCAGGCUACUUCUUGACCAUCGCUCUCGUCCAGCCUCUGGGUCGAAAGCCCAUCCAGCUGCUCGGGUUCCUCAUGAACAUGGUCUUCCUCGGUAUCCUCGGUGGCCUCUUCAACCACCUCAAGACAGAGACCGGCCCCUUCUUCGCCGUCUUCGUUUUCCUCCAACUUUUCUUUAACUUUGGAGCGAAUGCUACCACAUUCAUUAUCCCCGCCGAAGCAUUCCCGACGCGCGUGCGCGCUUCCGCACAUGGUCUGUGCGCAGCCACCGGAAAGCUGGGCGCCAUUCUCUCCUCGCUUGGCUUCUCCGCCAUUGCCACCUCGCACGGCCAGGAGCUCGUCUUCUGGGUCUUCUUCGGUGUCUCUGGUCUGGGCUUCAUCAUCACCCUCCUCCUCGUACCAGAGACCAAGAACUACGAUGCUGAUGAGGUCGACCGACAGGAGCUCGCGGAGAAGCUUGGCUACCACCCAGGUGCUCACGAGCCUCAAAACCCCAUUGCCAUUGCUGAGCAGAUCAACCACAGUUAGAUUGGGCCAUGACUCUCAUUAGGAGUUGA
Molecule: messenger RNA, 1812 nt
Organism: Microstroma glucosiphilum
Lineage: Eukaryota; Fungi; Basidiomycota; Exobasidiomycetes; Microstromatales; Microstromataceae
Product: putative PHO84-inorganic phosphate permease
Exons: 2
Coding region: 119-1783 (554 amino acids)
Biological process (GO): transmembrane transport
Cellular component (GO): membrane
Molecular function (GO): transmembrane transporter activity
Source: RefSeq, a predicted model, not a curated record